This is a messenger RNA of Culicoides brevitarsis, 891 nucleotides long. RefSeq names its product kelch-like protein 22. The record is from RefSeq and is a predicted model, not a curated record. Gene Ontology annotation, molecular function: protein binding. The transcript is spliced from 2 exons. The coding region runs from base 48 to 881 and encodes 277 amino acids. Lineage: Eukaryota; Metazoa; Arthropoda; Insecta; Diptera; Ceratopogonidae.
ACCAAAAAAGCUCAAAAGACAAGAAAUUGUUGAAAAAUUGAAGAAAAAUGACUCAAACAACCCUUUCUUGGGUCGAAUUCAGGGAUCACCUGCAGGAUUUGUGCCACGAAUUGUACAACGAUCAACGGAUGUUCACAGAUUGUGUCUUAAAAACCGAAGGAAAGGAAAUUCACUGCCAUCGAUCGAUUUUAUCCUCAUCAAGUGACUAUUUUAAGCAAAUUUUUGACUCUUAUCCCUAUGAAUCGCUCAUUCCCGAGAUAAUUUUACCAGAAAUCUCUUAUAAUUGUCUCAAAUCUCUCAUUUGCUUCAUCUACAAAGGCGAACUUUUCAUCGAUUGCAAGGAUUUGAACGAUUUGUGGGAGGCAGCGACGUUACUUGACAUCAAAAGUAUCAAAAUCAUCCUCGAUGGCUUCUUCUCCCAAAGUCAAAUGCCCAGUUUAGAUGAUACCUUAGACGCUUUGGUACAAGAUUUGCGAGAUACGGACACAAAUACCUCUAAUGUAGUUGAUGACAAGCCCGACGAGGUUCAAGAAAUCCAAAUGGAACUCAUUGACGCUCUAAUUCCCAUCGUUCCUGUGGUUCAAAAUUUGCCUGAAGUGCCAAAAAUUGCUCAAAUCGAGGAAUUUUCGAUUCCAGUCCCGGCUAAAAUUGAUAAAAAUGUUAAAAGGCUCCAAAAUUUCCAGAAAAAAGAUCGAAAUCCCGUUCAAUCGUUGCGAGAAAAGGCAUUGGCGUAUCAAAAACAACUCGAAAUGGCGAUCUGUGAAUGUAAAAAAGGCGCUUCUUUAGCGGAGUCCAGUGAAAAAUACGGGAUUUCGCAGGAAAUUAUCUUUAGAAAUAUUAAAAACUUUAAAUUGCCGCACAUUAAACCGCCGGAUAAUUAAUAAAAACAUU